Messenger RNA from Akanthomyces muscarius, 486 nucleotides. RefSeq lists its product as uncharacterized. Lineage: Eukaryota; Fungi; Ascomycota; Sordariomycetes; Hypocreales; Cordycipitaceae. The transcript is spliced from 4 exons. The record is from RefSeq and is a predicted model, not a curated record. The coding region runs from base 1 to 486 and encodes 161 amino acids.
AUGUGGCGUCUAUUUCUUCUUCUGCUCGCAGCCCUCUGCGUAACAGCGCUUCCGGCUGUCAAUGAGCACGGGGACUGUAGACGUGAUGAUCUCUACAAGUCGCUGAAAAGGGACGGCGAGGCCUUUUGCACAAUGAUUCUGGAUCCCGAGUGCUACACGACCAUCAGCACGCCAAGCGAAUUCGCAACCUACGAUGACAGCAAGCUGUCUUCCUACUGCUCGUGCAUCUACGAGGCAUGCCACCACGAUGCUACGAGCUCAGAAGACGCAUCGCUGCCGAGCUACACACAACCGUCAACUGCCACCGCGACUUCGCACACCUGGACUUCGCUUCCCACCCACGACAUCGACGUCUCUGGACGCGACAACCACUGUCAUCCCACUACCGACGACGUCGCUUACCACGCCGUCUGUCUCUGCUACCGUGUCCCCUGGAAAUACCACUUCUACACAAGUGUCGAACAGUACGUCGUCGAUAUCCUCUGA